Messenger RNA from Ostrinia nubilalis (European corn borer), 410 nucleotides. RefSeq names its product vacuolar ATPase assembly integral membrane protein VMA21 homolog. Gene Ontology annotation, biological process: vacuolar proton-transporting V-type ATPase complex assembly. Gene Ontology annotation, cellular component: endoplasmic reticulum membrane. The transcript has 2 exons. NCBI's taxonomy places the organism in Eukaryota, Metazoa, Arthropoda, Insecta, Lepidoptera, Crambidae. The coding region runs from base 138 to 410 and encodes 90 amino acids. The record is from RefSeq and is a predicted model, not a curated record.
AAAAUUAUUGACAGAAAAAAUGGCGACGACCUGACGUUCAAAUAAUUUAGAAAUUGUCUCAUGUGAUUGAUUGGUUUUAUGAGGUUGGGUGAUAACGAUCGUUGUUUUAUUUUAUUUAUUUAAUUUUACCCUUUCUUAUGAUGAUUGAAGGUCGAGCAAAUGAACUACCCGAUUUCCAAGUUUUUCGAACAGUUAUCAAAUACUGUUUGGUGAUCAUAAUAGUACCCGUCCUGGCGUUCUUCUCCGUGAAGGUGGUUCUUUUCGAUGGACUAUUACGACUAGAACCAGUUACUAGCAGUGUGUAUUCCGCAGUUAUAGCGGUUAUCGUUCUGCAUGUCACGUUAGGGUUGUACAUUUAUAAGGCGUACAGUGAAACUGAUAAACCGUCUAAACCUGUGAAGAAAGAUUAA